Molecule: messenger RNA, 3260 nt
Organism: Doryrhamphus excisus (bluestripe pipefish)
Lineage: Eukaryota; Metazoa; Chordata; Actinopteri; Syngnathiformes; Syngnathidae
Gene: zbtb48
Product: zinc finger and BTB domain containing 48
Biological process (GO): regulation of transcription by RNA polymerase II
Cellular component (GO): nucleus
Molecular function (GO): protein binding; RNA polymerase II cis-regulatory region sequence-specific DNA binding; DNA-binding transcription factor activity, RNA polymerase II-specific
Source: RefSeq, a predicted model, not a curated record
ACAGCCACAGAGGAAGCAGAAUCGAGAUGGCCAACUACCAUUGCUCCCGGAGUGAUGCUCUUUACGAGUUGUGACUAAUACAACGUUAUCGUAGCCUUUUAUCGGUCGUACCGUGAUUAUUAUAUAAGUCAAAAACAAAUGCUCGCUUUUUGAAAAUCAUUUCUGGUUAAAAGUAUGUCUACUACGGUACACAUCCCAAAAACCAAAGGUUUCUAUUCCGGAGUUCGGUCAGCGAUGACAUCACUUCCUUUUCCGGUAACAUUUAGGGGCCUGCAAGAAGCAAAAGAAGCAAGGAUGCGUGCGGCGGAGCACGCCCAGCGCGUCCUGUCCAUGUUGAACCAGCAGAGGGCGGCAGGGAGGUUCUGCGACACCCUCCUGAAAGUGUCGGAUGGCGGGGUCUACUCUGCUCACCGCGGCGUCCUCGCCUGCUUCAGUCAAGCCUUCCAGAGCGCCGAGAUGUCCGCCGGCGAGGAGCUGAGCCUCCACGAGUGCUCCGGCCAGGGCUUGGAGCUCCUGCUGGACUUUGUCUACACAGGGCAACUCAAGCUGGACCCUGGCGUCCUGGACAAGGUGCGGAGUGCGGCGUCCAGUCUGCGUGUCCCAGAGGCGCUAGCGCUGUGUCAGUGCUUCAGGGACACGCCUGAGGACGCCCCCCCUCUCAAGCGGGGGAGAGGCAGGCCCCGGAAGACGGAGGCCGCCGACGUGGUUUCCGAUGCUAACUGCACGGCAUCUGCUCAAGACGACACUGGCUCUGAUGCGCACGCGGGAAGCGUGAGCGCCCCGGCCACCACACGCUCAGGCCGGGUGGUCAAAGGUCCCAGACGGCUGAUGCCGGAUGAGGACGCCGCCGGUGAUGUCGCGCAGAAAUCCCCGCCUCCUCUUUGCCAUGACAUCCCAGAGCAGACCGCUGCUGGAAGUCAGGCUACGGAGCUGCCCAGCGAUGUCAACGACACGGACGCAGGCGAGGACUUUGAGACCGCCGUCCCGGACUCAGACGAGGAGUACAUUCCCGCCAGGCGGCGCCAGCUCACGUCGGAUGACGGCGGCGAAGCGGUGGCGGCGGAGGAGUCGAUGAACUCGGCACGCUGUCCCGUCUGCGGCAAAGUCUUCAAGAGCAAAUACUACCUGAAAGUCCACAACAGACGACACACGGGAGAGAAACCUUUCGCUUGCCAGAAAUGCGGGAAGCGCUACUUCCGAAAAGAGAAUCUGAUGAUCCACCAGCUGAGGCGUUGUAGCAGCACACAGACGUACGCGUGUCAGACGUGCUCGGCGACCUUUGGAGACAAAGAGGCGCUGCGUGCGCACGUGGUCUCCCACACAGGACAGAUGCCCUACAAGUGUCCCACGUGCGCCGAGCAGUUCAUGUACAAGAAGAACCUGACGGGUCACAUGAUGAAGGUCCACGGAUACCCCAAGCCGCAUGCGUGUCUUCAGUGCCCCAAAGGCUUCCUGACACGCUCGGAGCUGCGAGUGCACGAAGCGUCCAAACAUCGCGGUGAAAAGCCCUUUGUGUGCGAGGAGUGCGGCCACCGCGCGUCAAGUCGCAACGGCCUGCAGAUGCACAUCAAGGCCAUCCACAGAAACGAGCGGCCCUUCGUGUGCAGCAUCUGCAGCCACGCCUUCUCCCAGAAGAACAACCUCAACAUGCAUCUGCGCGUGCACAGCGGCGAGCGCCCCUACCAGUGUCAUCUGUGCGGAAAAACCUUCCGAACACAAGCCAGUCUGGACAAGCACCACCGCACACACACGGGUGAGCGUCCCUUCCCGUGCGACGUGUGCGAGCAGCGUUUCACCGAGAAGGGCGCCCUCCUGCGCCACAAGGCCAGCAAGCACGAGGAGGGUCGCCCCCACGGCUGCCACAUCUGCAGCAAGACCUUUAAAGCCAAAGAGCAGCUGAGGGUUCAUCUGCGGCGCCAUAAGGGUGUGAGGAAGUUUGAAUGCCCCGACUGCGGGUACAAGUUCACCCGACAGGCUCACCUGCGUCGUCACGUCCUGAUCCACAAGCGCACCGAGAACUACAACCCCCGUUUGAGGAAACUGAGGAACGUGGUCGUGGAGGAUGACGAUGGCGAAGGUGAUGAGGCAGUGCCGCUAACAGAGACCUUUGCGGCCACCGUGGAGACGCUUGCUCAGCAGGAGGAGGAGCGGGAGGAGGUGGUGGAGGUUCCUGCGGGCCCCGAGGAGGUGACGAGCUCUGCUUCCUCAAGGCUGGGCCUGGACUGCGUGGUGCGAGUGAUCAUAGAGUAGAGCAGACGUGUUGCAACACUGAGGGAAGAGACAUGAUGAAAUACGAAGGUCAUGAUACUGUAGGAUACUGCACAUGGACGCCAUGACACUCACCACAGCCGCCCUCCCAGAGAGAGUCUAGUUGCCUUUGGUGGAACCAACUAACAAUUAAACAACACACACGUGUGACGUAUGGCUGACAGACACAUUUAUACAUUCCAGGUCAAUGCAUCACUCUGCGCUUGCUUAAAUACAUUGUUUAAGUCAUGCAUUUCAUUUCAUUGUAAAAAAACAACCCCCCUGGUACACAAAGACACUAGACUGUUAGUAUUAGCAGAGAUAAUUAGCAUUAUAGGUAGAUUAGCAUUCCACAGCGCCCCCUGCUGGUUGUGCUGCUCAAUAUUCUACCCAGCAGUCCUAAACUUCAAUGAAGCCAUGGUGUCAACUGUCCAUGGAAUGUAGAUGUAUUCAGAAUAACGUUGUAACUGUCAAUAAGUAGCAUAAAGUUUAAAUACUAACCCAAAAUGACAAUCCCCCGCCCCAAUAAAAGAAACGGACAGACCAGCAGUAAUUGUGCAAGAAUAAAGUCAAAAAUGAAGAGACAAAUGUUGUAAUAAUGAGAAUGACUUUGUAAUAUGGAGGAAAAUAAUGUCAAUAAGUUGACACUCAAGAAAUAUGUAAGUAGAGAGAAACAAAAUGACAAAAAUGUCAACUCUUUUGCCUCUAAAAUGACAAUUUCUGUAGUGUUUUGACAUUCUUGGAAUUGUUGUUAUUCUUAGACACACUUUGGACACCCCUGUGGUACCCUGCUUACUUAGUUCUUUGCCACCACUUAGCAUUAGCCCCUCCACUUACGCUACUCAGCCGAGAUAGCGACUGCUGUGAGUGGAAGGUGCCCGUGGCCGGGGGUGCCGCCAGUGCUUGAACGCACAUAGUAAGAACAUAGGAGCGCCAAUGGAGACACGGGCGUAGACCAGUCAGCUUGCUAUUAGCAUUUUGGGCUAGUGGCGGUGGGAAAUGAAGGCAAAGGG